Messenger RNA from Ostrea edulis (European flat oyster), 5315 nucleotides. RefSeq names its product ubiquitin-protein ligase E3B-like. Lineage: Eukaryota; Metazoa; Mollusca; Bivalvia; Ostreida; Ostreidae. Gene Ontology annotation, molecular function: ubiquitin protein ligase activity; protein binding. The transcript is spliced from 31 exons. The record is from RefSeq and is a predicted model, not a curated record. The coding region runs from base 111 to 3344 and encodes 1077 amino acids. Gene Ontology annotation, biological process: ubiquitin-dependent protein catabolic process; protein polyubiquitination.
AGACACUAAAUUUAGUUGUCAACAACCUAGCUCUCUGCAGGAUAAUGAGGAUUUGACGACUGGUUGAAAUUUAGUAAAGCUAAGAUAUUACCGAAAUAGCCGUCCCUGUCAUGUUCAGUAAAGUAAAUCCCACAAAAAAGAGCCAGUUCUUAGAACAGACUAAGGCAUUACGUGAAGAAAGAGCUCACGACAAAUUGAAGCAUGAUGCAGCCAUUGUCAUUCAAGCUAGAGUCCGAGGAUUCAUCGCUAGGCGCAAGUUUCACAGAGAUAUAUGUAGAGAGAUAGAUGAUAUACUGGAGGUUCCGACAGAUCCAGGGGCGGACUACAAACCAAAACUCAAGCCAGCACUGGAAGUAUACCGGGCAAUUCAGAAAUUUUUCUUUGUUUUUGACAAGGACAGGGAUCGCGGGAAAUUUGAUUAUCUUUGCAAAUAUCUUUUGGCCUCCAUGGACACAAGUGCAGACAAUAUGAAGGUUUGCUAUGUCUGUCUGGUACUGAACAAAGCUGUUGUGUUACCCUGGAUAGCUCAGAUCAAGGAAGUUUUAUGGAAGUGCUGUAGUUUUGUCAAGUGUUUGAAGGCUGAGUACCAUGCUGACAUGAAAAGAAUCAACUUGUACCUUACAAUGCUGAUUACAUUCACAAAUGCAGGAGGGUGGAAGGUCCUCAAGGGCAAACUGGGAGAGACACUUACUCCAGGAAUGAAUCAACUUUGUAACAAUAUAAUGGGGCACCUCAAUACAAAGGGAUUGUAUCCUGUAUUAAAGGGACUGUUAGCACAAGGAUUAUCUAGGACGAAGAUUCUAUUCAAUCCUGCCACUUUGUCUGCUAUCGUCAACUUGUCUUUAAGGCCUUUGAUUGCCUCCAACUUCUCUGAGAACUUAAUGACUGUGUUCAUUCUUCACAUCCUAUCAGUACCAGCUCUUCUUCAUCAUGUGGACGUAAAUGCUGGGGAGUGCCUAAAUGUUCUCAUCACACAUCGGAUUUUCAAACGAGCUUUGGAUUUGCUGACUAAUGAACAGAGCACCAGGAUAAUCUUCAAUUCCCUGGAGGGAAGUUAUGCACUUUGUCUGCUAGCAAACUUGGUCGGUUUAGGCAUGGUUGAAGUAGAGGCUGCAGAUACGUUUCUGGACUCUCUAGGACUUGUGGAAAAUACACAGAGUUUUAUGUCAGUGGUUAUUCGCUUACUGGAAAGUUGUAAAAAAUAUGUCCUCAAUAAGAAGUCCAACCUAACAAACUGGCAUCCGAUCCUUGGCUGGUUCUCACAGAAAUCAGACGAAAGUUUAAAUGCAGCAAUGCCACAUGUGAAAGAGCAGAUCAAAUUACUUUGGUCUGAGAAGAUGAUCAGGAUCUUGUUUUCUGACCUCUUGACCUAUGUAAAGGUGGAGAAAGAGCAAUCAUCUGCAAAGAAGGAACCCUCUCCCUCCAAAAAUAUACUGAAGAAAGCUAUAGAUAAAGCCUCGUCCAAGUCGACCGGUGCCAAGAUCAAACUGGAGAGUCCACUCGCAAGGACGACGUGUAACACUUGUGCCCUGUUUCAGAUUAUGAUGAAUACUCUUAGUCAGCUGAAGAUGGACAUUCUGUCAGGUAUAAGUUACAAUCAGGUCCUGUUGCCGGCAUUGUGGAAGUUCCUCUGUGACCUGGGCCCAAACUGUGGGCUUAAAGUUUUCCUGGACUUUCUGAACCAGACUCCCAAUAGUGUUAUCCAUCCAAUAUUCAGCCUGCUGACUGUGUUCUGUGAGGCUGCAACUCAUUAUAUUGUAACUCUAGACGAUAUGGAGAUGUAUGAACGACAGAAAAUGUUUAAGUUGGAAGAUUACAUCAAGAUGAGCAAGUUUCUAAAUUUAUUUGUGUACAGAGUCACCUGGCACAAUCUUAUAGAUUUGAAGAGUUUGGAAAGUGGAGAGUCGGACGUUUACAAUGGUGCACACAAUCUUUUGCUUCUGUUGUAUGAAAGAGAUUGCAGAAGACCCUACGCUGAAAAAGAUCACUGGCUUAACAGAGAUAUCAAACCUAGUUCAUUCCUUAAAGAAACUGACAGAGACCGAGCUAUGGAAGUGUUGGUGAAGAAAACUCCGUUUAUCAUUCCAUUUGCAGAGAGAGUAAAAGCCUUCAGACACCGAGUACGGAUAGAGAAGGAAAGUCUGGGUUUGACAGAAUCCGCCGCCAUUACACCUCAGUCCACACUCAUCACUGUGCACAGGAGCAGGACUGUGGAGGAUGGCUACAGACAGUUGGCUCAGAUUCCCUCGCAGUCCAUGAAGGGAGUGAUUCGGGUGAAAUUCGUGAAUGAACAAGGUCUGGAUGAAGCUGGGAUUGAUCAAGAUGGAGUCUUCAAGGAGUUUUUAGAGGAAACCAUAGCUAAAGUGUUUGAUCCCUCCCUCAGCUUGUUCAAGGUUACCACAGAACAAAAGCUAUAUCCUUCAUCAACUUCCUUUAUUCAAGAAAACCAUCUUCAUCUUUUUGAUUUUGUGGGGAAAAUGUUGGCCAAAGCAGUGUAUGAGGGUAUAGUUGUGGAUGUACCCUUUGCUCCCUUUUUUCUGACCCAGAUUCUACAACAUCACCAGAGCACCAUGUACAGUCCUCUAGAUGAACUUCCAUCUCUAGAUCCAGAGCUAGCAAAGAAUCUUUCCUACACCAAGCAUUAUGAAGGAGAUGUAAGUGACCUUGACUUGACCUUCUCCUGUGAUGAGGAUUGUAUGGGAAGAUUAGAGACACACGAACUUGUUCCUGGUGGGAAAGCAAUGCCAGUAACCAAUGAAAAUAAAAUACUGUACGUUCACCUUAUGGCCCAUUUCCGGAUGUAUCGACAAAUCAAGGAGCAGACGGCAGCAUUCAGAAGAGGAUUUCGAUCAGUCAUCAAUCCAGAUUUGCUGUUGAUGUUCUCUGCUCCGGAAUUUCAGAAACUUAUAUCUGGAGAUAAUACUGACCUGGAUAUUCAAGAUCUCAGACGUCACACCCGAUACUAUGGAGGGUACCAUAACAGCCACAAGGUCAUCAGCUGGCUGUGGGAUAUUGUCACUAAUGAAUUUACUCCUCAGGAGAGGGCUUUAUUCCUCAAGUUUGUGACUAGUUGCUCCAAACCUCCUUUAUUAGGAUUCGCCCACCUGGAACCUCCGUUUUCUGUUCGUUGUGUAGAAGUUAGCGAUGAUCAGGAUACAGGAGACACAGUCGGGAGUGUGCUGAAAGGCUUCUUUAACUUGAAGAAAAAAGACCCCAUAGGCCGCCUUCCCACCUCCUCAACAUGCUUCAACCUCCUUAAACUUCCCAACUAUCAGAAGAAGUCAACUCUCAAAGACAAACUCAGAUAUGCCAUCACCUCUAACACAGGAUUUGAACUUUCUUGAGCAUAUUGUUGGAAACACCAAAUGAGCACUGAGCUCGGGACAUUGUCCUGUGCACUUUCUUGUGUGUGUACACAGGUGGUCACAUGAUCUUCUGGCACAGACCUUUAGUAUCACCAUUUCCAGCUUGAGGUGGCAUCAGCAUGUUGAUGCUGGACAGAUAAUCGAGGAACCCUAACCAUUUCCAGCUUGAGGUGGCAUCAGCAUGUUGUGAAAUGCUGGACAGAUGACUGAGGAACCGUGACCUUAGGUUUGACCUCGGCUUAUCUUGCUGUCAGAACCAAAACUACAAUCUACUUCUCAGGUGAUGUAAGCUCUCCAACUGUUUUAAUGCUGAUUGUCUUGAUGCAUAAUAUUUCUUAAUUUCAAGUAUAAAAAGGUAUUAAUAGUAAUAUUUCUGUAUUAUUGAAUUGUGCCUAAAAUAUCAUCAAAUUUUUAAAGUAAGUGAAACUUCUUCAUAGUACUACUGUACAUGAAUAUGUUGUCUGUGAUAUUGUUUAACAUUUUUCAGCAGUUAGAUGUUUUUAAUUUGAGAAUUUUACAGGUGUGUUUUAAAAAACAAACAAAUUUAAUGUUUAUUGACAACCCAAGAUCCUAAUUAUGUUAUAGUACAAAUACAGAAUCUGACAACUAGGACACCUAUAUAUUGUUUGCAAAGGAAGGGAGAUAACUUUUGAUGUGCUUCGACAUUCAUUGUCUGGUAUGUGUGUAGAUAUGAAAUGCUUUUUAAAUCCAUGUAUAUAAAGCAAAAUUGAUGUGUUUUAGUCAGCUAUUUUAUGUCAAUUUUCUUUGGACCAAUGAUUGUGAGUUUUUGUUGCAAUUCCUACCUAAUUAUAAUGUAUAUGUUGAAUGUAUAGUCAGUAUUUCAGUGUGUAAACAAUAUUUUUAAUUACAAAACAUACAUUUAUUGAAAUAUGAUCUAGAUAUCUAAUAUCUUGUUCUGAGAUUAUGUAUUCAGUAACAUAGGUAUAUAAUUUAUGAAAUAUGAUUGGGACUCAACUGUCAGAGGUCAUGUGUAAAAUGCAGACCAAAAUAAAUUCCAUGUUUACGUCAGGCAAAUCUCUCUAAAGCUGAUGAAAGCAAGUGAAAAGUAAAAAACAAAUUAAUUUUGUAAACACGUAUUAUAGAUGAAAUUAUCAAUAAGUAAAAUUAGCUAAACUUCUAGGAAAAAUUAGUAUAUUUAUAUAUCCCCUUACGAAACAGCCUGUAGAGAAAUAAAUGAUAUGUGAUUGAACUCCAUCUGAUCAUCAAUUUAUGUAGCUCCAUGAGGCCAUGUCAAGCACUCUAGAAGAUUAUAUCGGAGAUUUAUCCCAAUAUAUAUAUAUAUAUAUAUAUAUAUAUAUAUAUAUAUAUAUAUUCUGACUUCAAAAUUUAUUAAUUCUGGUAUUUCUUUAGAUUUUCAUUUGGCUAAUUUUCAAGGAAAACUUUCAUCUACAACUAAUGUAAAACAUCACAUUUAUUUACGGUGGCCUGAGUUGAGUUACACGGUAACCAGUUAACCAGUUCUUUAUGGAUAGAAAAUUCACAUUUUUAUGCCCCCGGGAUUGAAGAUUUGGGAGCAUAUAGUUUUUGGCCUGUCCAUCUGUCUGUGGCAACAAAAUUUAACUUUAUCCUUUUACACCAUAAGAGGUAGAUCUUUUAUAUUUGGUAUGUGUAUUUCUUGUGGCAAGACCUUUCCACUGACACCAAAUCUUUGAUGAUUCCACUUUGUUGUAAUCCGGGGGCAUCAGCGUUUCACCAACACAUAUUGUUUUUGAAAUGUAAAAAUAUUUCAACAGCUGUGCUUGUAUGGUAGGUAUAUGUCGAUCAUCAACUCAGCCUUAUAUAAUGGAGUUGAUUUUAAUUAGAAAAACAUGGUGUAAUUUGUACUAAAAUAAUUUUUGUGACUCGUAUUAUUACAUUGCAUAUAUGUAACAGUAAAUAUGUUAACCUGCCCUUGUUGUCUUUCAGUGGAGAAAUAAAAGAUCUUUGAUA